This is a messenger RNA of Dipodomys ordii (Ord's kangaroo rat), 2642 nucleotides long. It is a transcript of the gene Slc16a6, whose product is annotated as solute carrier family 16, member 6. Lineage: Eukaryota; Metazoa; Chordata; Mammalia; Rodentia; Heteromyidae. The transcript has 6 exons. The record is from RefSeq and is a predicted model, not a curated record. Gene Ontology annotation, biological process: monocarboxylic acid transport; transmembrane transport. Gene Ontology annotation, molecular function: monocarboxylic acid transmembrane transporter activity. The coding region runs from base 146 to 1714 and encodes 522 amino acids.
ACUAGUUAUAGACUCGGGCUCCACGCCCGAGAGGGUUAAACCUUUUUUCAUGUUACCGAGCGGCUUAUAAGGAGGGGGAGGCCAAGCCUCCGCCUUAUUGAGAGCCUUUGGGGGUUUAUUCUCUUCCCUUCUAACUUGAUUAAGAAUGACCCAAAAGAAAUCAAAACUUUGUUCCACAGUCAAUGUGUAUACUCAAGUGCCUGAUGGAGGAUGGGGCUGGGUAGUAGCUGUUUCUUUUUUCUUCAUUGAAGUCUUCACCUAUGGCAUCAUCAAGUCAUUUGGUGUCUUUUUUACCGACUUAAUGGAAGUUUUUAAUGAAUCCAACAGUAGGAUCUCGUGGAUCAUAUCAAUAUGUGUGUUCGUCUUAACAUUUACAGCACCCCUGUCCACAGUCCUGAGCAAUCGCUUCGGACACCGGUUGGUGGUGAUGGCAGGAGGGCUGCUGGUCAGCACUGGGAUGGUAGCGGCCUCCUUCGCACAAAAAGUUUACCAUAUGUACAUCUUCAUUGGGGUCAUCUCAGGUUUCGGAUACUGUUUCAGUUUUCUCCCAACUGUCACGAUUCUGUCGCAGUACUUUGACAAGAGACGCUCAGUAGUCACCGCCGUUGCUUCUACAGGAGAAUGCUUCGCUGUAUUUGCGUUUGCACCAGCCAUCACGACCUUGAAGGAGCACAUCGGCUGGAGGCACAGCCUCCUCUUCGUGGGUCUCCUACAGUUGAACAUCAUGGUGUGUGGGGCCCUGCUCAGACCAGUUAUUAUCAGAGCACCAGGCUCUCCCAAAACCAUCUCUCAUGAACACCGCAAAGAAGUGCAAUAUAUGCUUGAAAAUGAGAAAACAAGAACCUCAAUUGACUCCAUCGACUCAGGAGUGGAACUAACUACCUCACCAAAAAACGUGCCUAGCCACCCUAACUCAGAGCUAGAAUCCAGGGGGGACCAGCAGCAGACCCUAGUGGCCGGCUCCAAGCACAAGGAGAAGAAAGCCCCGUUGUUAGACUUCUCCAUCUUGAAAGAGAAGAGUUUCAUCUGUUAUGCAUUAUUCGGGCUCUUUGCCACAUUGGGCUUCUUCGCACCUUCUCUGUACAUCAUCCCAUUAGGUAUCAGUCUGGGUAUUGAGCAGGAUCGUGCUGCAUUUUUAUUGUCAACAAUGGCAAUUGCUGAAGUGUUUGGCAGAAUCGGAGCUGGUAUGGUGCUCAAUCGAGAGCCCAUCCGCAAGAUCUACAUCGAGCUCAUCUGCGUCAUCUUACUGACCCUGUCUCUGUUCGCCUUUCCUUUUGCGACAGAAUUUUGGGGUCUCACAUCAUGUAGUGUAUUCUUUGGGCUCAUGGUUGGAACUAUAGGAGGGACUCACAUCCCGCUGCUGGCUGAGGAAGAUGUGGUGGGGAUUGAGAAGAUGUCUUCAGCAGCCGGCGUCUACGUCUUCAUUCAGAGCAUCUCGGGGCUAGCAGGGCCACCCCUGGCAGGUCUGCUGGUGGACCAAAGUAAGAUAUACAGCAGGGCUUUCUACUCCUGCUCGGCUGGCAUGGCCGUGGCUGCCGUGUGCCUCGCCCUGGUGAGACCAUGCAAAAAGGGACUGUGCCGGACCCCUCCGUCAGGUGAAACCAAGACAGAGAGCCAGCGUGGGAAGACACUACAGGACAUACCUGAGGACUUUCUGGAAAUGGAUCUGGGGAAAAAUGAGCACAGAGUUCAUGCGAAAAUGGACCUAGUAUGACACAUUUUCGUGUCAUGGCAUCCGCCCUGUGGCCUGAGAAGCAGGGGAGCCUUGGAGAGAUGGGGAAGCAGAGAAGGCACUGGACGCCACUUUCAAGGGAAACGUAUAUGCGAAUAGCACUACCAACACCUUUCUUUUCCCUAAGUUUUCCUUUUUGCUUUUUUUUUUUUAAAAAAAAACCAAACCAAACAAAAACACCCACUUUCCCCCUUAUAAUCUAGCUCUGUUCUGUAGCAAUACAAAGAUAUAUCUAUAUCUUUUGUUUACAGUGUUAAAAUAGUGACAUGAAUUGGGCAAAUGGUCACUGUAAAAGCACUGAACUGGGGGGGGGGAACUAUUCUCUGAAAGGACAUUGGCCAUUCCAAAUUAAAACCCAGUGAAGUGUUACAAAAUUUCCUAAUUUUCAGAAAUACAAGUUGUUUUUAUAAGACAAUUUGAGAAGAAGACUUUGAGGUUUCUAUUAACAAAUCAUGGCCUCUGAAUUUUUCCAAAUAUUACGUAGAAAGUAGUGGUGUUUAAAGCCCAAUGUUUGAUUAAUAUGCAAAAAAUAAAACCACAUAAUAGCAAAUAUAACUUGAACUUCAUAAAUGUGAAGAUUUCUUUAUGGCCAGUCAGCACCAGAUGUAUUUUGAUACAGAAGAGACUAAAUUACAUUAAAAAAUGUGUUUCCUGUUGCUUUUAAUUUUUCAGAAAUAUGUGAUUAUAGUGUCUUUAAUUUAAACCACUAUUUAUUUUUUAAGUUAUUCUAGGAUGAUUCAAGGUAAUCAAAAGAAAAAAAGAGGUAAUCUGCAAAAUGUUUCUUUUUUACCUCCUUUCCACAGUCCUUUAAAUGUCUAGAAGAAUCCUUCUUAUCUUAGAAAGUUAUCUCAUCAAAGGCCAAGCUAUAAUGAUUCUUCAGUAGUUAAAGGCGAUGUGUGUUAUUUAAAAG